Limanda limanda (common dab) is the source of this 1455-nucleotide messenger RNA. RefSeq names its product MICOS complex subunit mic25a-like. The record is from RefSeq and is a predicted model, not a curated record. The transcript has 8 exons. Gene Ontology annotation, cellular component: mitochondrion; MICOS complex. The coding region runs from base 94 to 894 and encodes 266 amino acids. Lineage: Eukaryota; Metazoa; Chordata; Actinopteri; Pleuronectiformes; Pleuronectidae.
CAGAUUCUGUCCCGGGCCGGACGCUAACAUCAUCCUUUCAUGACGCUGUCAUCCCCUGUCCAUUCGCAGAGGUGACACUUUACCCACACAACCAUGGGCUCCGGGGAGAGUACAACCAGGAAGGUGUCGUUCGGCGUGGACGACGAGGACAGGGUGCGGAUUCUCCGUGGAGUCAAGCUGUCAGAAGAUGUUCUAACGAGGAUGAAGGGAGUAGCCAACUUUGCUCCAGUGCGCACACCAUCAACAAACUCAAGCGCUCAGAAAGACACAGGUGCCUCUGGCAGUGCCAGCUCAAGCCCCCCCCCUCCGCAGAGCUCACCGCGCCGCGCCCAACCGAGCCCCCCGCCCAGCACCCCACCCAGCACCCCACCCAGCACCCCGUCCAGCACCCCGUCCAACACUACCAAACCAGACACUAAAGACGACCAGAGGAGGUUUGAGAAAAAGCAGACAAUACCUAACGAGGAGCUGGCCAAGAAGGCACAGAAAGAGAGAGAGGCAGCGAGGCAGGAGAUGACUAAAGCCAUGACCCGGGAAAGACAACACACACGACAGGAAGCUGAGAAGGCCAAACAACUGGUUCAGAAGCUACAGAAGAAAGAUGCCCAGCUCACAGCAUUGGAUGCCUUCUACAAGGAACAGCUGGCACAACUGGAGAAGAGGAAUCUGGAAAGAUACGAACAGAGCAAGGACCAAUUCCACGAAGCUGCCUCCAAGACUGAAGAACACGUGAGGCCUCGUAACACAGACCCAGUGUGUCUUGGCCUGCAGACUCAGAUUUUAUCCUGCUUCAAGAACAACGGAGACCAGACUCUAAAGUGUUCAGACCUCGCCAAAACAUACAUGCAAUGUAUCAACGCUGCAAAGAAGAACCUGCAGGUCAACCACGGAUGAAGAGUGGGAGGGAAAGGGUAAAACAGACGAAGGCUUUUACUUUAGCACUAAGAGCAGAAAUGGUUGCACUCCUGUUUUGACUUUUGAGAGAGUUGAUUUGCUGUCGGCAUGCCUUGUGUUGAAUAUUUUCAAAUGAUGCUAUUUAUCUGCGGUGUAAUCCGCUGCCAUUGCUCCACUAUUCUGCACUGCUACAUUUUACAGGGAAGCUUUUGAACGAGUGUGUGUAUUUGGUUCACGGUCUGAGUCAGAGAGGUGUUCAGAUACAGUCAGGGUCACUCCUCCGUCAGCUGAAUAGAGUUCGGUCCACGUCCAAACCUCUGCUGCUUUUUGUCCUCGAGAACGCAGAAAGCAUUCAGGCUGGAGCUGAAUCGGGCACUUGGGGAUCGUCCUUGCUCUGAUCUCAGACUGAAAAAACUGAUUGAGUGGAUUUGCUUUUCAAGUUUUUUAGUUUGUUUAAUGUUUUUUACCACAAAGGAACAAGCUCAGGUGCUCCUGGCCAUGACUUUAAUUCAUUAGACCUGUGAUGUAAUAUAUGAUUUUAUUAAAACCAUUCAUACCUGG